Molecule: messenger RNA, 614 nt
Organism: Durotheca rogersii
Lineage: Eukaryota; Fungi; Ascomycota; Sordariomycetes; Xylariales; Xylariaceae
Exons: 3
Coding region: 83-487 (134 amino acids)
Source: RefSeq, a predicted model, not a curated record
AGAGGACAAAGUAGCGAGGUGGAGAGAACUGUUUUUUCCCCCUUCACAUACAACGUCCCUGUUUUCUCCCAGUACGGGUCACAUGUCCAUCUUGGCCCGCUCCCCUCUCACACCCUUAUGGAUGUGCUACCUGGUAGGCAUUAGGAGAAACGCGGUGGGCCAGCCCACCGCAUCCGGAAGCGAUCUGUAUGAAACUCUUGGGCUCCUCAUCCCAGCUUAUAGGGGGUUGAGCCAGGCUAAUGGGUGCGACGGCAAACAAGAGAUUCCUCCUGCGGCUGACCGACGGAGGCUGGCAAGUGGUCGAGGGCCUCGGAUUAAAAUUGAGCACCCAGUUCAGGCACAGUCUGGCGCCUUGGGGGCUGUUCCACAGUUAUCCUUCUGGUCUCGCACCAGCCAUACCAGGAACAUAGCUUGGGGAUUGAUGCCGACGAGUCAUGGUGAUUCGUUGCUUAAUCCCGUCAACAAGGGACGCGAGAGAGAGGCGUAACGACGUACAGCCACAGUGAGGACGUCACUGGCGCAAAUAAAGGGGGCUUUGUGCAAGCCCUCUCUCUCCCUCCUCCAUCCUUUUCCUCUCUCUCUCUCUCUCUCCUCUCCACGGUCGUGCACGCGUC